Molecule: messenger RNA, 1797 nt
Organism: Yamadazyma tenuis ATCC 10573
Lineage: Eukaryota; Fungi; Ascomycota; Pichiomycetes; Serinales; Debaryomycetaceae
Biological process (GO): amino acid transmembrane transport
Molecular function (GO): L-amino acid transmembrane transporter activity
Source: RefSeq, a predicted model, not a curated record
AGAGUCUCUUAAGACUUCUCCCGGAAAAACACCGAAAUCAAUUCUUGCCAGGGUUUCGCUAAUCACUUACCCCGGAAAUUUUCCGAAGAUACAAGAUAGCAUUACUAUCAGGAAAGACCCCGAAAGCGCUUUUUUCCCCAAAAAUAUGGAAAAGAGAUGAAACAAGAGCUAAAAACCUGAAUUCCCGCUAGCAUCUGAUAAGAAACCCCAAGAUAAGAAGUUUCUCCUCCUGUAACAGAAUAAAAGCAGACUAUUCUCUACGUAGUAAUUUUAUCCAAAUAUUAUUUGCUCUUGAACCGUCAUGUCUGGUUCUGGCCCCAAAAAGACUAACAUAGAAGUGAAUAUAAAACCAGAGUGUAGCGAUGAAAAUCGUCUUGAGGGGGGGUUAAUAUCUUCAAAUCAAGAUGAGUAUGAUGUAUUUGCAACCAAAGACAAUAAGGAUAAGGUAGAUUUCAGAGGCCUUACUUGUUUUGGAGCAGCUAUUUUAAUCACUAAGACCCAAAUUGGGUUGGGUGUUUUAGGAUUACCAUCAACCAUGAAUGUGUUGGGGUUUUUACCUGGUAUGGUUUGCUUAAUUGUGUUAUGUAUCUUGAGUACCUGGACUGGAGUGGAAAUCGGAAGAUUUCGUCUAAACCAUCCCCUGGUUUAUGGAAUCGAUGAUGCCACAGACAUGAUAUUUGGAAAAUAUGCUCGUGAAGUUAUGGGGUUUGGUUUCUGGUUAUUUUACACCCUUCUCUAUGGAGCUACUUUACUUACGUUGUCAAUUGCUUUCAACUCAUUGACUGGGCACCCCAUUUGCAGUGUUGCUUGGUCUGGUAUUGGUGCAGUUGUUGCGUUGAUUUUAGGUAUUUCUAUUAGAACUAUGAAGGUUUUGUCUGCUUUAGGUUAUAUUGCCGUUGGAUCCAUCUUUCUUGCAGUAUGGGUUGUAGCAAUUGCUUGUUUAACUCAAGGAACACCAAGUGCAGCACCGGAUCCAGAUAACAUCGACAAGAUGAUUAGAGUGGCUUCCACUGGUGUUCCUUUCAAAUCUAUUGCUUCUGCUAUUGCCACUCAGUUACUCAGUUUAGCAGGCACACCAGCUUUUUUCACCAUUCAUGCAGAAAUGAAGGAUCAAAAACAAUAUAUCAAGGCUCUUUUCUUAGGUCAAGGUUUUGUGGUUUUUAACUAUAUUGCAAUCAGUGUAAUUGUUUAUGCUAAAGUUGGUCAAUAUGUUGCAUCUCCAGCUCUAGGAUCAGCUGGUCCGCUAUUUCAGAAGAUCUCAUACGGAAUAGGUCUUCCAGCACUUUUUUUUGCCUGUUUCUUCCAAGCCCAUAUUUCUGCCAAAUAUGCUCUUGUUCGUAUUUUAAGAAAUUCAAUGCAUUUGCAAAGUAACUCAAAAACCCACUGGGCUACAUGGAUUUCAAUGAUGCUGAUUGUAAUUGCAAUUGGAUUCGUUGUUGCUGGUGCAAUUCCAUUCUUCGAUGAUUUGUUGGGGUUGAUUGGAGCUUUACUUGGGUCUUUUUUCACCUUGAUAAUUCCAGGCACUUUGGUUUUGUGGGAAAUAGAUAGAAGAUUUGGGCCCGAUGAAAAGUCCAAUACCAGAUGGUUCACCCUGUCGUUGAAGUAUUGGAAUUCUGGUAAACACACAGCAGCUUCAAUAUUCCUUUCUCACUUCUGUAUCGUCAGUGGGAUUUUCAUUUUAUUUACAGGUGUUUAUGGUUCUAUUGCAUCCAUUGUUGAUGGUUAUGCCGAUGGCACAGUACUGAGUGCCUUUUCUUGUGCUGAUAAUAGCUGAUAAAUUAGCUAGCUCAUUAUGUG